GCUGGAUUAAGAAAUGUAAAUAAUCGGUGGUUCGGUGAGCGAGUUGAGAAUCCGGUUCAGGUUUAAGCAGAAAACCAAUGUCCUAUAUGAACCGGAAAUCAUAUUUCAACGGCCGGUUAUUGAGUCAAGACUAAAACCCUCUGAGCCGCUUGAAGGGUUCUCUCUUGGACUCUGCCAAAAACCUAAGCUUCUCUAACUCUCCGAAUCUUUUUUACCGAUCUUCUUCUCCAGCAGCUAUAAUCCGGCGACGUUUCACACCACCUGGACAAACCUCCUGUUGAUGUUUCGGACAAGUAUUGGUUCCAGAGCCUUAGCAUUGCCACCAAGAUCCUUCAACUAUCUCUCGCGUUCAUCAAUUCGAAUGGAGAAUCUUACCUUUUCUUCCGAAGCCGGUGCGAAGCCAAGAGGUGCAUUGAUAGUCGUAGAAGGACUUGACCGCAGCGGAAAGUCAACGCAAUGCGCUAAGCUACGCUCUUUCUUGGAGAGUUCAGGGCAUCCGACCGAGCUCUGGAGGUUUCCCGACAGAGAGACAAGCGUCGGUCAUAUGAUAUCCGCGUAUCUAUCUAAUAAGUCGCAGUUGGAUGAUCGCACCAUCCAUCUCCUUUUCAGCGCCAAUCGUUGGGAGAAAAGGUCGUUGAUGGAGGAGAAGCUGAAGACAGGAACUACGCUUAUCGUUGAUCGUUAUUCCUACUCUGGCGUGGCUUUCUCAUCAGCUAAAGGUCUUGGGAUCGAGUGGUGCAAGGCGCCGGAAGUUGGAUUGCUGGCUCCGGAUUCUGUGCUUUACCUUGACAUCUCACCUGAGAGAGCUGCGGAGAGAGGUGGAUAUGGAGAUGAGAGGUACGAGCGUGUUGAUUUUCAGAGGAAAGUUUCUGAGUUUUAUCAAACUCUGCGUGAUUCUUCAUGGAAGAUUAUCGAUGCAGGUGAAACUAUGGAGGAAGUAGAGAAGAAGAUUCAACAAGUGGUGUUGGAUAAAGUUAAAGAGUGUGCUCAAGGAAAGUCUCUUUCUCUCCUCUGGUCAUCUUAGAUGAUUUUUAACCAAUCCACUCUUGUAGAAUGUUUGUGUCAUGGCGAUUAUACCAAACUUGUGAUUUUGAAAACUUACACGUAUUUUGCAUAAUUUGUUUACGUUGAGAAGUGCUGAUUGGUGAAUACUCUUUUAAGUGUAACUAUGGUGUCCACUUACAGGAAGAACAUACCAAUUAAUGUUCACUAGAGAGAAUGACAACUUAAUGAUAGUGAAUCAGUGAUUAUUAAGUUAUGUUCCAUCUCAAAACUAUACUGUCUUAUUGAAAAUAUCCAAUCUUAUUUACCACCCUUUUA
This is a messenger RNA of Brassica oleracea var. oleracea, 1320 nucleotides long. Its product is annotated as thymidylate kinase. NCBI's taxonomy places the organism in Eukaryota, Viridiplantae, Streptophyta, Magnoliopsida, Brassicales, Brassicaceae. Gene Ontology annotation, molecular function: dTMP kinase activity; ATP binding. The transcript is spliced from 4 exons. The record is from RefSeq and is a predicted model, not a curated record. The coding region runs from base 281 to 1024 and encodes 247 amino acids. Gene Ontology annotation, biological process: dUDP biosynthetic process; dTDP biosynthetic process; dTTP biosynthetic process. Gene Ontology annotation, cellular component: cytosol; cytoplasm; mitochondrion.